Molecule: messenger RNA, 952 nt
Organism: Sorex fumeus (smoky shrew)
Lineage: Eukaryota; Metazoa; Chordata; Mammalia; Eulipotyphla; Soricidae
Gene: MRPS33
Product: mitochondrial ribosomal protein S33
Exons: 3
Coding region: 100-420 (106 amino acids)
Cellular component (GO): mitochondrion
Source: RefSeq, a predicted model, not a curated record
GGCCGGAAGUGAGAGCGGGCUGGGGGCGGGUCUUCCGGGAGCGGGCGCGUGGGACAGGAAGGUGACCGCUCGCGGCACCUGCUCCCUGCUGCCCCAGAAAUGUCUUCGCUGUCCGAAUACGCCUUGCGCAUGAGCCGGCUGAGUGCCCGGCUGUUCGGUGAGGUCGCCAGGCCCACGGACACCAAGUCCAUGAAGGUAGUGAAGCUGUUCAGUGAGCAGCCCUUGGCCAAGAGGAAGGAGACUUACGACUGGUACCCCAAUCACAACACGUACUUUGCCCUCAUGGGCACACUGCGCUUUUUGGGCCUCUACAGAGACGAGCACCAGGACUUUAACGAUGAGCAGCUGCGCCUAAAGAAGCUUCGUGGAAAGGGGAAACCAAAGAAAGGAGAAGGGAAAAGAGCCACCAAAAAGAAGUAGAGCUGGAACCGUUGCAAGAGAAGAGCUCGUCGUUGGCAUCUGAGGGAAGGCAGCGCCUUCCCGGUCUCUCCCGGAUCGGAGGCCCUGUCACCUCCUUGUUGGUGGCCAGUCUGGCCGAACUGUGACUGGUUUCUUGGAUGCAUCGAAUCCCACAGGAUUAUUGGGGUCUCUGUUUUGUCAUUAGAAGUUGUUCUCGGUGUCUAAAAAACAGCGCGUCAAUCACUGUUGAAUGAUUUCUUGGGGACAAGGCAGGAUGUCGGGGGCGGAAGGAGGGGACACUCGUUAAAUGAGCUUCCCGGAGUCCCCUCGAACUCCGUUCUUGCCUCCCAUUCCCCAGCCCCAGACGCUUUCAUCUCACUCGCCAACCACUGUCUCCACCACCAAGCUCACAAACUUUUAAGUGCCUCUCCACCUACUCCUCCGACAGGUACUAAUCAGAUCUGUAGGAUGAAAGGCUGGGCCUGGUGACAGGGACCUGCCGUGUGAUGGGCCCUGGCCCUGGUGAUAGCUGUGGUUAGCAAGAGCAACAUUC